Messenger RNA from Acanthosepion pharaonis, 1500 nucleotides. Lineage: Eukaryota; Metazoa; Mollusca; Cephalopoda; Sepiida; Sepiidae. The record is from the annotation of a GenBank genome assembly.
AUGUUUUCUUUCUUUUUUUUCUUUUUUCUUUCUUUCUUUCUUUGUCUUCUUUUUCGUUACUUCAGUGUCUUCCAUAUUUCUUUUACACUUCCAACCAUUUUUCUUAAUUCUUUUUCUUUAUUUUUAUAUUUCUCUGUGCUUCUUCAAUACUUGGCUUCUUUUUCUUCAUCCUAUUCUUCAUUGAUGUCUCUUCUUCUUCAUCGUCGUCUCCUGCUAAUACUACUGCCUUUUUUGCCUUAUUUUUUUCUUCUUGCCUUUUUUCUAUUUCUUUCUUUUCCUUAUUGUUAUUAUUAUUAUUAUUAUAGUUGUCUUUAUUAUUUUUCUUCUUGCCUUAUUUUUGUUCUUGCUUUCUUUCUAUUAUUUCUUAUUGCCUUUCUUCUUCUUCUUCUUCUUCAACUUUUUUCUUCAUCAACUUAUUUAUUUUUCUUCUUGCCUUAUCUUUUCUUCUUUAUUGACUGCCUUAUUUUUUUUACCCUAUUUUUUCUUCUUGCCUUAUUUUUCUUCUUCUUGCCUUAUGUCUUCUCUCUUGUUUUCCUGCCGUAUUUCUCGUCCUUGCAUUAUUUCUCCCUAUUGUCAUAUUCCUCCUUCUUCUUCUUCUUCUUCUUCUUCUUCUUCUUCUUCUUCUUCUUCUAUAUAUUUGUCAUUACCAUUUUCAUCUUUCUUUCUUUCCUUCUUUCUUUCUUUUUUCUUUCUUUCUUUCUUUUUUUCUUUCUUUCUUUCUUUCUUUUUUCUUUCUUUUCUUUCUUUCUUUUUUCUUUCUUUCUUUUUUCUUUCUUUUCUUUCUUGCUUUUUUAUUUCUUUUAUCUCCCUUUCUUCAUUCUUUCCUUUCAUUCUUUCAUUCAUUCAUUCAUUCUUUCUUUCUUUUUUCCUUUCUUUCUUUCUUUCUUUCUUUCUUUCUUAAUUCUCCUCUUGAGAUUUCUUUCUUUCUUCUUCAUUUCUUUCUCUCUUUUUAAUCUUCUUCUUCUUCUUCUUCUUCUUCUUCUUCUUCUUCUUCAUUUUGACAUCUUUCCUCAUUUACGAGCGGCCAGGGACCCGAAAGAUGGCGAUCCACGCCCGGUCGGGAUGAAGCCAGAGGAAACUCUGGUGGAAGUCCGAAGCGCCUCUGACGUGCAAAUCGAUCGUCGGAACCGGGUGAUAGCUGGCGCUCGAUCGUCGCAAUUCCAUCCGGUAAAGCGAACGACUGGAGGCCCCGGGGCCGUUCACGGCCUCGACCUACUCUCGAACUCGGAACGGGUGGAACGGGUCGACUCUCCCGAAUACGGAGCCGUCUCACUUCUCUGCCGCCGUCGUCUCGAAUAUUUGCUGCUACCACCGAGAUCUGCACCCGCGGUCGGCUCCACCCGGGCUCGCGCCCUAGGCUUCCGUGCUCCUACUCGUCGCGGCAUCGGUCAGGCGCGCGCAUCGUUUUCGUCAGCGCAAGCGCUCCUCGACGCGACGGUCCGGCAUCGGUCCGUCGCUCCAGCGCCAUCCAUUUUCGGGGCCGGUCGAUUCGGCAGGUGA